Molecule: messenger RNA, 2102 nt
Organism: Hemiscyllium ocellatum (epaulette shark)
Lineage: Eukaryota; Metazoa; Chordata; Chondrichthyes; Orectolobiformes; Hemiscylliidae
Gene: rars1
Product: arginyl-tRNA synthetase 1
Exons: 15
Coding region: 41-2023 (660 amino acids)
Biological process (GO): arginyl-tRNA aminoacylation
Cellular component (GO): cytoplasm
Molecular function (GO): ATP binding; arginine-tRNA ligase activity
Source: RefSeq, a predicted model, not a curated record
UAUUUAAGUCAAAACCGUUGUUGCCACGGAAUAGAGAAACAUGGCCGUUGCAGUGGGAGAGUAUGAAGCUCGCAUGGAGCAGCAGGAGAAAGAAAUCAAGUCCCUUAUUGCUGAAAUUGAGAGUUUAAAAAACCCUGUGAUACUAGAUUAUUCCUUGGGACUGGGCGAGAUGUUAGAGGAAAACACCAAACUCAAGUACCGUUUAAACGUUCUCAAGCGGAGUCUUCAAGAAGAGGAGGGCAAACUAGGAUCAAGUAUGAUCAAUAUUAAUCAACAUCUACAGAACAUUUUCAGUGUUGCCAUCAAACUUGCCUAUCCACAUUUUGAAAACCCACCAUUAGCAGUCACACCAAGCCAGCAGGCCAAAUUUGGAGAUUACCAAUGCAACAGUGCCAUGGCAAUGUCUCAGCAAUUGAAAGCCAAAGGGGAGAAAAUUAAUCCUGUGGAGAUUGCCAAGCAAAUCAUCAAUAACAUUCCUAAAAAUGAUGUCAUUGAAAAGGUUGAGAUUGCUGGACCUGGUUUUGUCAAUAUUCACCUCAACAAAGAAUUUAUCUCCAAGUUGCUGACUGACCUCCUUGUAAAUGGAGUUCGACCUCCCCCAGUAGGACCAAAGAAGAAGGUGGUGGUUGAUUUCUCCUCUCCGAAUAUUGCCAAAGAGAUGCAUGUGGGCCAUCUGCGAUCGACCAUCAUUGGAGACAGCAUGUGCCGCUUGUUUGAGUUUGUGGGUUAUGACGUUUUGAGGCUAAAUCAUGUUGGUGACUGGGGGACACAAUUUGGUAUGUUGAUUGCACACUUGCAGGAUAAGUUUCCAGAUUACCUGGUUGUUUCCCCUCCAAUUGGAGAUCUUCAGGCCUUCUACAAAGAAUCCAAAAAGAGAUUUGAUGAAGAGGAAGACUUUAAGAAGCGAGCGUAUGAGUGUGUGGUACAACUGCAGAGCCACAAUCAAGAAAUUACUAAGGCUUGGAAUCUGAUCUGUGAGGUUUCUCGGAAGGAAUUCCAGAACAUUUAUGACUGCCUGGAUAUAAAACUGAUUGAAAGGGGCGAAUCAUACUAUCAAGACAUGAUGGUUGACGUUGUUAAAAUGUUUGAGGAGAAAGGUCUGGUCCAACUCGACGAAGGCCGAAAAAUUGUUUUUCCACCAGGAUGUUCAUUGCCUCUGACAAUAGAAAAAUCUGAUGGAGGCUACACAUAUGACACCUCUGACUUAGCAGCUCUGCGACAGAGGAUUAUUGAUGAGAAGGCUGAUAUGAUCGUCUAUGUUGUGGAUAGCGGGCAGAGUGUCCAUUUCCAGACGUUCUUUGCAGCAGCCCAGAUGAUUGGCUGGUAUGAUCCCAAAAAGAUCAGAGUGGAACACACUGGAUUUGGUGUGGUCUUAGGUGAAGAUAAAAAGAAGUUCAAGACAAGGUCAGGUGAAACUGUACGAUUGAUUGACCUACUGGAUGAGGGUCUGAAAAGAUCAAUGGAAAAACUGUUGGCGAAGGAACGAGACAAGGUAUUGACACCCGAUGAGCUUAAGGCAGCACAGGAAGCUGUUACAUAUGGCUGCAUCAAAUAUGCUGACCUUUCUCAUAAUCGGACUAACGAUUAUAUCUUCUCCUUUGAUAAAAUGUUGGAUGACAGGGGAAACACAGCAGCCUAUUUGCUGUAUGCCUUCACUAGAAUCAGAUCCAUUACCCGGCUUGCAAACAUUGAUGAUGCAACACUGCAGAAAGCAGCUACAGAAACAACCAUCCUUCUCAGUCAUGAGAAAGAGUGGAAGUUGGGUAAAUGUAUUCUGCGAUUCCCAGAAAUCAUUAACAAAAUCCUGGAUGACUUAUACCUGCAUACUCUCUGCGACUACCUCUUUGAACUGGCCACAACCUUCACAGAGUUCUAUGAUAACUGUUACUGUGUAGAGAAGGACAGGCAAACUGGUGAAGUUGUUAAAGUGAACAUGUGGAGGAUGCUUUUAUGUGAUGCUACUGCUUCUGUCAUGGCACAGAGUUUUGCUAUCCUGGGAAUUAAGCCUGUUGAGAAGAUGUAAUUUUGCUACAGUAACAAUUGCUUUCAUAAUCUUUUGAUGUAAUUGCAAAUCUUGAUUAAAAUGCUACAGUAAAAAAAUG